CACAUUUAUUGUGGUGUAACGUUGGCAGUCUAUCGGGUCAGGGUCUAAGUCCGCCGCUCAGUCGUGUGUGUAAUACAUUUAGUGUAUGUAUUUAGUGUAUGUAAAUCCUAUUAAAAUUGUGCGAUGAACGAAACAAGUUUAAUGUUUGCGAAUUUUUCAAUUUCGUAGUACUUAAACGGGGAAACAUACAUUCGAAUCUAAGUUGGAACUUUUCGAUUUCAACAUAAAAGUUUCCUCGAGCGCAUUUUUGACAUUUAAUAAUGAACUUUCAAAACCAAUAUUAUUUUGUACAAGAAGAUAAGUACCAGAAAAUCUUUGGUAACUGCCAUUUCGCUUGUUCAAUAUUUUGGUUGCCGGCGUAAUCUGUGCUAUGAACCCUGUGGCAAUGGUGAUAGUAUUGUUGCUGGCGAGCCACGUAAACAGCUCGCCAAUAAUAAUGUGGGAUACGCCGAGGCAUUUUUGCGGAGCACAGCUAGCCAACGUGUUGGCGUUGAUUUGCAGUCAAGGGUACAAUUUCCACCCGAACACCGAUGAUGUUACCGUUCCUAGCCGCAGGCGAAAAAGAUCGCCCAUAGUGGUAGAAUGCUGUGAAAAUACAUGCACGCCAUCCCACCUAAAAUCCUACUGUUGGGAGACCGGAAACGGCCAAAGAGUUGACCAGAGCGGUUUUGUUGGGUCGACCGUAGAGAAACCCUCGGUAGAAAAACUCUGGAAACCCCAGAAAACUCCCCGACAACAACAAAGCCAAGAGGUAGACAAUAGUUUACUACUCGACCAAACGUCUGCCAAAACAAUAUCAAAUAGUAUUAUACCUAAUUCUAAAGAACAAAUUAGAAAAACCAACAAUAAGUACAACGCGACCCCGCACACAUUAAUUACAAAACCGGUAAACGGCCAGGAACCCAAGGUUCCAGGACGAGUGAAAACGGUAACGCCCUACUUUGACAAGAUGCCAAAACAAGUCAAUAUCAAUCAUAGCUAUGAAGCAACACUGAAACUCAGGAAUGCCACAUAAUAAUCCCUUAGACAUUUGGAAAAACACCAUAAAACACUGCGUAUUUUCUUUUCGUAUACGUAUUUUUUUUUUACUCUACCUUCCACUAUUAUUAUUAUUAUAAUUAUUAUUAAUACUAUUAUUAUUAAAUAUAUUUUUUUUUAACUACACUUGACUGCGUAGAAAAGAAUGCCUAAUUUAACAAAUUCUAGCUACAAAUCCAGUGUUAUUUUAAUUACUUGUACAAAGAUGUGUAUUUAUAUAAUAUUAACUAUUUCGUUCCUGUGUUAAGUUUGCACUAAGAAUUAGCGAUAUGAUUGUCGGUGUGUAAAAAAACUUCAAAAAUUAUUAUAAUAAUAAUUAUAAAAACGUGUCUGUGAUUUUACGGCAAUUUAUUCUCUCCAUUAUAUGGAACAUAGAAAUAUAUAUGACUAAUAUAAUUUUAUGUAUACGUACUGAAUAUUAAAUACCCGUAAUUUAAUA
Adelges cooleyi (spruce gall adelgid) is the source of this 1477-nucleotide messenger RNA. RefSeq lists its product as uncharacterized. The record is from RefSeq and is a predicted model, not a curated record. The transcript is spliced from 6 exons. Bases 371 to 1015 code for a protein of 214 amino acids. Gene Ontology annotation, cellular component: extracellular region. NCBI's taxonomy places the organism in Eukaryota, Metazoa, Arthropoda, Insecta, Hemiptera, Adelgidae. Gene Ontology annotation, molecular function: hormone activity.